Molecule: messenger RNA, 1044 nt
Organism: Mytilinidion resinicola
Lineage: Eukaryota; Fungi; Ascomycota; Dothideomycetes; Mytilinidiales; Mytilinidiaceae
Exons: 2
Coding region: 1-1044 (347 amino acids)
Source: RefSeq, a predicted model, not a curated record
AUGGUAGAAAUAGACGGUGAAAUAUUGAGGGUCGACUCUCAUUGCGGUCCUUACGGCUUCUUUGUAACCCUACCGUCUAACGCAUCAUUGCGUACAUUUUGUAUCAAUGUCGCAGCAACACCCGAAGAGCCGCACAUAUACAUUACACUAGACGUCCCCCAGAAUGAUAUGUCGGGAGAUUUUUACCUCCACCUUAAUCUGCACAAGGAAGCUCAUUCCCUCAUUCAAGACACCUACGGUACCGGAGCAUGUUUUGCAGUGCUCAGAAGGCAAAGUUACGAGGUAGAAGUGCGUUUUGAAUCAGCCUUACGAUUCUGCCACUGCUGGGAGAACCAUCCAGAGGAUGAACAGUCAGACAUGUUCCUUCCCGUGGAAGCAGAGACGGCGCAACAUAGGAUAUCGAUAAGCCUUCAUCCCCGAUCCGUGUAUAAACCCUCAACGCAGCGCCCAGCCGAUCUCUUUGAUUUCUUUCCCAAGAGCCGACUAUCCUUGAAAGUCACACUCCCUAUUAUUGUAGCGUUGUGGUUUGCUAGUGCUGGAAUAUGCAUCGUAGGUCAUAUCAAAUUCGGCUUCAGCUUCUUCGCCUUCACCUGGGUCAUCAUCCUCUUCUUCCCUUUCCUAACCAUGACCUACAUCAUGUACUUGACGAAAUCCAGUUGGCUCAUGAGCUACACAACCGGCAACGUGGCCUGGUACGUCAAAGUAGCUUGGUCCCGCUGGUCACCGACGGUCUACAAUGUGCGCAUCUGGUCGAGAUGGGUCUGGAUACAUUGCAAACCGGGCGUUAUCUGGAUCAGGGGAUUGAAACCUCGACGUGACAUCUUCAAGUUCAGCAAGAAGGCUUCGGGGUCUACUACGGAAUUGAUGAGCAAGGAUCACCAAGGUCAUGUGAAAGAUGAGGAUGUGACUGGGGUCAAUGCGUCAAACUAUGAUGCUUUCAAAGAUAUGGAGAAUAUAACAUACAAGAUGCUGGAUGAGGAUUACGCGCGGGUUCUUUGUGCUAUGGAUAGGCAGAUGUGGUGGGCGGACGGCCAUACUGAAUGA